AUGGGCGCAUUUGGAAACGUUUACCUGGGUUUUAAUAGUGAAAAAGGUAAAAUGUGUGCUAUGAAGGAGUUCUACCUGCAACCUGACGGUGUAAAGCCAAAUCAAAUUGCCAUGUUGUUUAGAACAGAAAUUGCACUAUUGUCCACCCUAAAGCAUCCCAACAUUGUGUCGUACUACGGAUCUGAAAUGGUUGGUGGUAAUGUAUAUGUAUAUUCUGAGUAUGUCGCUGGUGGAUGCAUCCAGAAGGUUCUGAAAGAAUAUGGAAAAUUAGGAGAAUCAGCCAUCCGCAUUUAUACUCAACAAAUUUUAUUGGGAUUAGCUUAUUUGCACUCCAAAUAUAUUACACAUGGGGAUAUAAGAGGGGCCACAAUACUUAUUGACCCGAACGGUGGAGUUAAGCUGUCCUGUUUCGGCAUUGAAAGAAAAAUUGCAGUGCAAUCCAGGCCAUCACUGCUUACAGAUAGCUCUUAUUGGAUGGCACCUGAGGUCAUAAUGAACCCGAACACCUGUAACAGAGCGAUGGAUAUAUGGAGUCUUGGGUGCACUAUUAUAGAAAUGGCAACAUCUGAACCGCCCUUAAGCCAAUAUAAAAAGGGUGGGGCGAUGUUCAAGGUUGCAUAUCAUAAGGAACUCCCAUCAAUUCCCGAUCAUCUGUCGGAUGAAGGUAAGGAUUUCGUGAGUCGUUGCUUGCAGUGGGACCCGGUGCAUCGAGCCACAGCUUCUGAGCUUUUGGAACAUCCUUUCGUAAAAAAUUGGUCACCUUUAACAAAACAAACAAGGGUCACUACGUUUCAGGGUUAUCCAACAGAUACUGUACCUUCUAUGCUGGGAGCAUCAAACUCUAAUCUUCAUCCAAGUGAUAUUUACACUCCAAGAAAUAUACCACCCCCUGUGCCUCCAAUUGGGAGUCCUCUCCCACAUUCAAGAUCACCUCAAAAUCUGAACACGCUGCAAAAGUCCCAACCACUAAAGUCCACCCAAUCCAGCUCACCGGGCCUUAAUAGUGCCGUAUGGUAUUCUCACCUUAAUCGACCACUUUUGCCACCAGAGGCGUUUCAUGAUUCUCCAAAACACAUGCCCGGCACAAAUAUCACUCCUUACUGGGAUCCCGAGAUUCUACGAAGGGCAAAGCAUUCUCGUGAGAAUAAGAAUCUUGGGAGUGCUGCCAAAGAGCAGGUUAAAGAGCAGUUGGUAAUGGCAGAUCGGGUUUUGCAGCAACUCGUCAGGGCACCUAUGACUAGCCACCACGCGGAUCGAGUGUAA
Molecule: messenger RNA, 1263 nt
Organism: Striga hermonthica
Lineage: Eukaryota; Viridiplantae; Streptophyta; Magnoliopsida; Lamiales; Orobanchaceae
Source: the annotation of a GenBank genome assembly